Messenger RNA from Colletotrichum phormii, 1995 nucleotides. RefSeq lists its product as uncharacterized. The record is from RefSeq and is a predicted model, not a curated record. Bases 81 to 1688 code for a protein of 535 amino acids. The transcript is spliced from 3 exons. Lineage: Eukaryota; Fungi; Ascomycota; Sordariomycetes; Glomerellales; Glomerellaceae.
AGUGCGAUUUAGGCCGGCCUCAGUGCCAAAGAUGCAUCAAGUACGGGGUCCAGUGCCCCGGCUACCGCGACGAUGACGGGAUGCGCUUUCAGAACGCCGAUCCCACCUCGUUUGAGCGACGGAGGAAGAAGAAGAGGAACCACCAACAGCAUCCUCACCAGCACCAAGACCAGGACGAUGAGGCGGCGUCGACGACCAGCUCGGGGACCCUGCAGAUCAUAGAAUUCACCCCGGAAUCAUCAACGACGGCAUCGACCUCGUCGUCGUCCCCUGCAUCGAGCCGGCAGCCGAGUCGGCAGUCCACGCCUGCCACAAGCAUCGCUACCAACACCAGCACUUCGACGCAGGUAUCCGUAGCACUUCCGGUGCUCAAGUCCCUCCGCCAACACUGGACCGCCGAGUCCAUUCCGCUGGUGCUGGGAUUCUAUCAGAGCCUGGACUUUCUCCCAGGCUUGUUCCGGGGCGCCGGGCAAGACCACUGCCUCGUUCUUACCGGCCAGGUCUUUACCAGGGCGUACAUGAUCAACCGAUUUCGUCCAAGGGCCGAUUACCGCGAGCUGUCUAUCGUUCUCGGCCAUGCCCUAGCCGCGGUGCAGGAGGCGAUCAGGAGCCCCAAGACGUAUACCUCAGACUCGACGAUUGUUGCAGUGUGGCUUCUGGGGAACUAUGAGCUGAUGAUUGGCGGGUUGGAACGGAGGUCCUUCAUAACCGAAAAAGAAAGGGGUUCGUCGCCCGAAGUUCCUUGGCACAUCCACGGCCAGGGCCUCCUCAGCCUCAUGCGCGCAAGGGGGGACCGGCAGCUCUACACCCGGCAUGGUCGUCAAAUCUUUUGGGUCAUGCACAACAUGAUACAAGUCCAACUCACAAUCGCAAACACGCCUUGCCCCCCAGACUUUGAACGCUGGCUCGACAUCAUCGAAGCAACGCUCCAACCGAACGAGGGCCUCCUCCUCCAAACGGGCCGCUACCUCUCCGCAGCAUGCUCCCUUCUAUCGACACUGAUCCCGAUAACCAUCAGUGGCGAUGCGUCCCGCGCCCGGGCGGCGUACCCGGCCCUAAUCGCCGAGAGUGACCGGGCGGACCUCGCCAUGGCGGAGUGGAUGCGGGUGGCGCCCGAGUUCCAAAUCGAACCGGGGCCGGUGUGGGGCUACUUCUGGAACUCGUGGCGCAGCGCGAGGAUCAAAGUGCACCACAUGAUCAUUCUCAUUUCGAAUCUCGUGGAAUAUGGUGAGCCACCGCUGGUCCCGGAAGACUGCGAUGCAGAGUGUGGUGGGUGCCCGCUGCUUCACCCGGAGGUCCUCCGCGCCCGCCGGGAAUUCUGCAUGGGUAUCAUCGCGACGGCCGGGCGGGAUGUCGCAGAGGGGAUACCGCGGUCGCUAGGUGGGAAAAUGCCGGACCUAGACCCGGAUUUGCCCUCGGCAUAUUUCGAUGCUGUGAGGUUGAUCUGGCCGCUGAGCCACCUGUAUGUCAUCCCCACGACGCCGCGGCACCUGCGAAUUAUGGCGAGGGAGGCAUUAUUGAGGAUUGCCAAGGAGAAGGGGAUCUUGACCGCCUUGAAGCCGAGGGCGGGCGGGAUGAUGUUUCCAGAGGCGGCGUUGCGGGGGAUUCCGGUGGAUAAUCUGGAGGAGGAUGUCGAGAACGGCGGAGGGUUGGUCAAGUUCGCGCCUAAGGUUGAGGCGCAGGACUAAUGUGAGAUCUUCAAACUGCAAUGUCGGGGUUUAUUAACUUCCGUCAUCCGGGUACCAGCUUGACAUUUGGCUGUUUUGUUGUUGGGGUCUACGGACAUAUCUACCAAGUUGUAUUACCCGGGGUUUCGCCUCCUACACGCCGUCGGCUUAUUCUCUCGGCGAAUUCGCCCGUCGGUGCUGAAGUCUAUUCACCGAGGAACAUGACAUCAAUGCCAGCUCUGCCAGCCAAAGUGGAAAAGGUGAUUUUUCGUGCGCCUGUGCUAGUUCUUUCAGCUUAGCUCUGGGGGCUCUGGGGGCUCUGGGGGCU